Nerophis lumbriciformis (worm pipefish) is the source of this 3013-nucleotide messenger RNA. RefSeq names its product A-kinase anchor protein 6-like. The record is from RefSeq and is a predicted model, not a curated record. Gene Ontology annotation, cellular component: sarcoplasmic reticulum; perinuclear region of cytoplasm. Lineage: Eukaryota; Metazoa; Chordata; Actinopteri; Syngnathiformes; Syngnathidae. Gene Ontology annotation, molecular function: protein kinase A binding; transmembrane transporter binding.
CCCAUAAACGCCAGCCAAUCACCAUGAGUGUCUUGACCCUCUCACCUGUGACCCCCCAGCCGCCCUCCCCCAUGUUGACUUCUACCACCCCCACCCUGGACCCCCACACCCCCACCCUGGACCGGGAGGGCGGGUCCUGGGCUGCGACAGGCUCCGCCCACAGGUCCUCCCACAAGCCGCCGCCCCUCCACUCGGGCGCAGACUGGAAGGUGGUGCUUCACCUGCCUGACAUCCACACCUGGCUGAGAGCCACCGCCAGCAGGGUGACGCACCUGUCGCACUCUGUGGGCCAAGAUGGCGCCAACAGACACGUGGACGCACACCUGCUGCAGCUCAAGGACAUCUGCGAGGACAUCUCGGACCAUGUGGAGCAGAUCCACGCUCUGCUGGAGACCGAGUUCUCCCUCAAGCUUCUGUCCUACUCUGUCAACAUCAUAGUCGACAUCAGGACGGUCCAGCUGCUGUGGCACCAGCUGAGGGUCUCCGUUCUGGUUCUGAAGGAGAGACUCCUGCAGGGUCUGCAGGACCCAAACGGAAACUUCACCAGGCAGACGGAUAUCCUGCAGGCGUUCAGCCAAGACCAGCAUCAGCCUCGUCGUCUGGACGCCUUGACGGAGGUAGACGACUGCGGCAAGCUGACCAUCCGCUGCAGUCAGGACUACUUGUCUCUGGACUGCGGCAUCACUGCCUUUGAGCUGAGCGACUACAGCCCGGGGGAGGAGCCUGAGAUCGGAGACACGUGCUUGGAGCUAGAUCAGGUCCAGGAUGUGGACCAGAAAGCAGAUUUAGAGAAGAUUGAAGAAUCCAAACUAGCAAAACACGACCUGCAAAACUGUUUAGCUGAACUAAACGAGGCGGCAAAGCAGUCUCUUUCCUGUCAGAACCAAAACACAGAGCCGUCGAUCCCAAAGACAGUCGAUCUGGUCUCAGACCAGGUUCAGAAGACCAGAGCAGGUGCGAGAAGUGUUAGUCCAGUCACUGAGUGUAAUAAUCGGAGCACCCCAAAUCUUAUGGAUCCUCCAGACCGCUCCAAGUUCUGGUUGGAGCUGGGCUCAGUUUGUCCAGAAGACAGAUCUCAGUCCCCUGAGAACCUGCAGGUCAUGAACGGUCACAGCAUUCAGAGACGCCACAUGAGACCACAGACGGACCACAGGAGUUCCUUUGGAGGAGACAUUGUCCCACCUCCACAAGAAGUUGCAUCUGAGACAUAUGAACACAGCGAGGUUGACUCCGACUCCUCGCCCCCAUCCCCCAUGAGGGAGCAAGUCCUGUCCUCAGACUUGGAGGCAAGUGGGGAGGACUCUGACCACGGACCUUCUGGCAAGAUGGCGGACUGGAUGGUGAAGGGCAAAGAACAUAAAGGGGGUUUAUCAGAAACCAGUCCAGACCGAGAGCAUUGGUUUGGCUCAGAGGAGGACUCUGACCACGGACCUUCUGGCAAGAUGGCGGACUGGAUGGUGAAGGGCAAAGAACAUAAAGGGGGUUUAUCAGAAACCAGUCCAGACCGAGAGCACUGGUUUGGCUCAGAGGAGUUCUUGGCACUUCCAGCUCAGCUCCACAAGAGCGACAUGCUGGUCGUCAAUCUGGAGAGUCUGGCCCACACACUGAGGUCCGCCGACGAGGAAGUCACCCACGAGGCUUUGCAGGAUGUGGACGACUGGGAUCUGACGGAGCUCAGCACGGACUGGGACUCUCCUGAGAGUGCGGAUGAUGUUCCUUCUCUGUUACUCAAUCCAAACGGUUGCAGCCACCUGGGCCGCUAUAGCCCCGCCUCCUCCAGCGACAUCGCGCCUUCAUUGGACGACAGCAUCGAGUCCGGCCCGCUGAGCGAGCUGCAGUCCGAGGGGGAGGACGGCCGAAAGUCUGCCGACCGCCGCCUGCGACCUGGUGCGUCCCCCCUGGACAGACUCGGCGGUGCGUCUCUGGUGCGACGGCUGCUGGAGGACGUUCCCCAGGACCAAGACUCGGACGUGUGGAAGAAGAUCGAGACGUUUGUGCAGCAGCUGGAUCACUUCAUCUCCUGGCUGCAGGGGGCGCUGCUCAGCACCCACAACUGGACUCAGCCCCGGCAAGACCUGGACCGACUCACAGUCUACCUGGACACACACCUGACGUUCAAACUAAACGUGGACAGUCACGGCGCCCUCAAAGACCGCAUCAUGGAGGACGGCACAGCGCUGCUCGACACCAUUCCUGCCCACCAAUCGGGGCUCCGGGAGAUCCUCCACAUGGUCUCCAGCCAAUGGGAGCAGCUCCAGCUCCAGAUCCGCCGCCAACACGGCUGGAUGCUCCAGGCCGUCCGCGGCGUCCGGACCCGCCUGCUCCAACCCGACCAAUCAGGAGAGCCCCCAGGAGAGCUGACAGCCAAUCGGCAGUCGCCGUUUCCAACGGACCAACUCCAGGUAAAAUACUCCAGAGUUUUGACUUUGACCCACUUCCUGUUUGGCUUCCUUUUAUUCUUGUCUGCCCCUCCUUGGCGUCCUUGGUCCUCAUCAAGCGUCUUCAUUUCCCGCUCCUAAUGACAUGCGUGCAUAAUUAGUGCGCCGCUAACUCUUGUCCGUACACCACACCCCUGUGAAUGAAUGAAUGUGACCUUGGCUGAAGGGCAAAUUGCAUGGCAAGCAUCACACGACGAGAGCUCCUACAAUAUUUAUUAGCAGCAGAUCAUUACUGCAGAUUAAAAAGCAACUUGUAUCAAUAAUUCAUCCUCUCAUCUUCACUCUGGGCUCAGAGAAGACGUGCACCGACAUCACUCCACCUAACAGCGACACACAUGUUUAUUGUAGCGGCAACAUAUUCAAACCUUACUACAGCUUCUACGGUAGAUUCUAAAAAUAUCAAAAAAUCUUUAAAAUCGCCAAAAAUCUGGGUGAAUAAAAACAUCUAAAAAUGUAAGAAUUUGAAAAAAAAAUCAAAGACCGUAUAACGAUCUAAAAAAAAAUCAAUAUAUAAAAUCAAGCUGUAAAUCUGAUUGAAAAUAUUGAAAAAUCAAAGAAAUAAAAUUUGCAAUGAA